Linnemannia hyalina is the source of this 690-nucleotide messenger RNA. The record is from the annotation of a GenBank genome assembly. NCBI's taxonomy places the organism in Eukaryota, Fungi, Mortierellomycota, Mortierellomycetes, Mortierellales, Mortierellaceae.
AUGUUCGGUUUGAAGUCCACCCUCAAGGCCCUCGUCUGCGGCGCCCUCUUCCUUGCCUCAGUCUCUGCUCAGGAUUCUGCCCCUAACGUCGCCAUCUCCGCCGAGUUCCCCAACGCUAUCGCUGGCUUGACCCCCAACAUUGUCUCUGGAGACGCCAACAACUUGAAGGUCACCUUCAAGAACACUGGCAAGACUGACCUCAAGGUCAACUUGAUCGUCGGAACUGUUGCCGAGUCCGAUGACUACAACAACAUCAUCCGCAACUUGACUGCCUACAGAUAUGGCACCACCCUCAAGGCUGACGGCACCUUGAUCUUGCCUUACGCCAUCAAGAUGGAGCAUGCUUCCCGCGAGGUCGGAUUGACCCUCAUGGCCGACUUGAUCGACUCCAACAAGAACCACUUCCCCGUCCUCGUCUACAACGGCACCAUCAGUUUCAGCGAGCCCGUCCAGUCCUGGAUCGACCUCCAGUUGAUCUUCUUGUACGUCUUGAUUGCCGGAAUCUUUGCUGCCAUCGGAAUGUUCAUCAAGGAUGCCAUGGCUCCCGAGACCAAGAAGACUGUCAAGAAGACCCCCGCCAUGACCCCCGAGGAGCGUGAGGCUGCCCUCGAGAAGAUGAAGGUCUUGGACGAGGACUGGAUCCCUGAGCACCACAAGAAGUCCCCCCGCGUCGUCAAGAGACGCUCAUAA